Messenger RNA from Cladophialophora psammophila CBS 110553, 810 nucleotides. RefSeq lists its product as uncharacterized. Gene Ontology annotation, biological process: transmembrane transport. The record is from RefSeq and is a predicted model, not a curated record. Gene Ontology annotation, molecular function: transmembrane transporter activity. NCBI's taxonomy places the organism in Eukaryota, Fungi, Ascomycota, Eurotiomycetes, Chaetothyriales, Herpotrichiellaceae. The coding region runs from base 1 to 810 and encodes 269 amino acids. The transcript is spliced from 2 exons.
AUGGGGACUGGAGUUUUGGAACCAAAGCAGGAUGUCGUGCAAGGCGCAGUCCACCUAUUCGACGACAAUUCAGUCGAAUCCACAGACAGAGAUACGACGAUUUACGUGAAACAUUCGCGAGACGGGAAAGUCGUUCUUGCCCCUCAGCCCUCCGAUGACCCUUUUGGUUACCGCCAUAUUUUCGACAGCGCACUAGCGCGCUCCUUCGGAAAAAGGGGUCUGUUUGUGGUGUCGGGGUUAUCGUUGGUAGUGGCUGAUGCCUGGGCCACGUGCGCAAGCUCAUACAAGUCAUUACUCGGUGCGAGAAUACUUUCGGGUGCAGGUCAAAUCAUGUUCGAGGGGAACGGGCUUUCCAUUGUCCCAGACUUAUCCUUCUUACAUGAACGUGGAAAGCGCGCUGCGAUCUUCCUGCUCUGCUCGCAGACAGGAGUCACCCUAGGCACACCUCUUGCCACACAAAUCGCGAUGAGAUACGGCAUGAAAUGGUGCUUUGGUGGGUUCGCAAUCGCCGAAGCUAUCAUGACGCUGGCCACUUUCUUCUUGUUCGCUGAUUGCGCCUAUGCACGCGAGCAUGUUGACGCUUUGGCUCACCAGGAUGAACAAGAAAUUAUGAAUCAGGCGCCCGAGGAGCCUGUCAAGACUGAGCACGUCGACACCAUUGAAAGCGCGGAACCUAUUCCCAAGAAAACCUACCUUCGGCAGCUUAGUCUCUACUCGGGAAGGGUCAGCUCAAGCCAUUUACCUUUAUCUGCCGCACGGUGGCACUUACCUUUCACCCAACUAUCUUCUGGGUUGCUAUUUCAGGCUUAA